Molecule: messenger RNA, 1745 nt
Organism: Topomyia yanbarensis
Lineage: Eukaryota; Metazoa; Arthropoda; Insecta; Diptera; Culicidae
Product: sodium-coupled monocarboxylate transporter 1-like
Exons: 4
Biological process (GO): sodium ion transport; transmembrane transport
Cellular component (GO): membrane
Molecular function (GO): symporter activity
Source: RefSeq, a predicted model, not a curated record
CUUAUAUCCACACUUCUAAUUUCAGUUACUGGUUUCAACUUGUAUAUAAUUGGAGCCAUUGUCUGUCUCGUGUGCAUAUUUUAUACAUUGUUGGGUGGAAUCAAAGCGGUCGUUUUCACCGAUGCCUGGCAGGUGGUCGUGAUGUUUAUCUCCGUAGUCGUUGUGGUCAUUCUGGGUACCAUAGCAAUCGGUGAUCCAACUAUCAUAUGGGACCGAUCGGAGAUUGGUGACAGAAUUAAUUUUUUCAACUUCAACCCGUCGCUUUACGAGCGACAAACGUUUUGGGGUGUGUUGAUUGGAGGAUUCUUCUACUGGACCUCAUUCAACUCUGUCAACCAGACUAUGGUGCAACGGUACAUGUCACUGCCAAAUCUGAAGAAGGCUAAGAGGUCCAUUGGCAUGUUUACCAUCGGAAUGGCCAUUUUUGUUACCGCUUGUUGCUACGCUGGGCUACUGAUCUAUGCUUACUACUACCAGUGUGAUCCAAUGUCGGUAGGAUUUGUCCAAACGGAUGACCAGUUGUUCCCUCAUUAUGUAAUGGAAAUCGUAGGACAUCUGCAGGGGAUUCCUGGUCUGUUCAUUGCUGGAGUUUUCGGAGCUGCUCUCAGUUCACUAUCGGUAGUUCUUAAUUCUACCUCUGCGGUGCUAUUGGAAGACAUACUCAAGGGACUGUUUCGUGUGAAUCCUAGCCCAUUUGUAGCUAAUGUGUUUGUAAGAGGAAGUGUCGUCGUCCUUGGUUUAGCCGCAAUGGGCUGUUUGUUCAUAAUCGAAAAGCUUGGAGGUAUAUUGAGUGUGGCAACCUCUUUAUCGGCUAUUGCAGCCGGAACCACGUGUGGAAUUUUUACACUUGGAAUGUUGGUUCCGUGGAGUAACUCUAAAGGUGCGCUAUUUGGUGGAGUUUCAGGAGCUAUUCUAUCUGGAUGGGUUUCGUUAGGAGCUCAGCUCGCUACAGCUAGCGGUAAUAUUGUUCCACAUAAACUUCCCGUGUCGAUAGAUGGAUGUCCGGACGAUUUACUGUCAAACAGUACUAUCGUGAACCCGAUUUAUCCGGAUGAAUCAAAUGUGUUCCCACUCUACCGUCUAUCAUAUCACUGGAUUACUCCUAUCGGGGUUUUAACAGUGCUAAUAGUUGGCACUAUCGUAUCGUUCCUGACAAAUCCUAGAAAUCUGAAGGACAUCGACCCGGAGUUAAUAUCACCGAUUAUCCACCGUUUCUUGCCACAGGAAUCCUUCGGAAACUUCGGGUCGGCAUCCAAAGAAACUCCAGUUAAUUUCAGUAAGGAAAUGCGAUCGUCCUAUGGUUCUGAUUCUGCGUUCCAGAGUGCCAAAAUAAAACAAUCCCGCUAAAAAGACAAUCAGGCAACUUACUUAAAAUGUUCGGUUGAGCGAUGGAACCAUGGUACUUAAGUUUUAGUCGAGUAAAUGCAAAUUUAGCAAUCUCUUGUGGAAACAGGAUGCUUUCUUGUGCAAUAGGGUAGAAUGGGUAUGCACGAGUGCUCGUAAAACAAUAGACUGUAAAUCUUAGACGCUGUAGUAACCAUUCGAAAAUAUUGAAUUAGGCGACUAUUAGUCGCAUACUCCAAAUUUAAGUACAAUGUGCUAACAUUUGCAUAACUGCCUGUGAUACAAUCAAAUGAAUUGUUAGGAGAUAGGUGCUGCAAAGAAGGUUUUAUUUUUUAUGUAAAUAAUUUUUACAAAAUAAAAUAUUAGUAUGAAUCGAAUUUUUAAUAAAAUGUAUAUCAAUA